Messenger RNA from Triticum dicoccoides, 808 nucleotides. Its product is annotated as zinc finger protein ZAT18-like. The record is from RefSeq and is a predicted model, not a curated record. NCBI's taxonomy places the organism in Eukaryota, Viridiplantae, Streptophyta, Magnoliopsida, Poales, Poaceae. The transcript has a single exon. The coding region runs from base 97 to 672 and encodes 191 amino acids.
CCGGUCGUACGUAUAUAUGCGCCCCUGCGUGCGCGUGACUGGAAUUUCAGCUCGCCGGUGGGAAGAAAAGGGUUACAAGGAUCGAUCUCGACCGUGAUGACACUGACGAGGGAGGAGGCGCACGAGAGCAAGGAGAUGGAGAGCCUGCGGGUGCACGCCGACGCGCUGCUCUCGCUGUCCUCGCCCGCCGCGUCGUCCACGGCGCCGGCGGGCAGCAAGCCGGCGACGACGGCGGCGGGCAGGAGGGCGCUGGCGGCGGAGGGCGUGUUCGAGUGCAAGACGUGCAGCAGGCGGUUCACGUCGUUCCAGGCGCUGGGCGGGCACCGCACCAGCCACACGCGGCUGCAGGCGCGGAUGCUGCUGCACGAUCAGGCCGCCGACGUCCCGGGCGCCGCCGAGAGGGACAGGGCGCGGGUGCACGAGUGCGCCGUCUGCGGGCUCGAGUUCUCCAUGGGCCAGGCGCUGGGCGGCCACAUGCGCCGGCACAGGGGCGAGGCGCCGCCGGGGCCGUCGACGUCGUCGUCGGCCGCCGUGCACGGCGACGCCAGCUCCGGCGCGACGCAGCAGCAGGAGGUCAUGCCCGACCUGAACUACCCGCCGAUGGACGACUGCGGCGGCGAAUCCUCGGCCGACCGCAGCUCCGAGCAUCAGCUGCUUGAUCUGCUUGUAUAGCCUCAUAAGUCAUAACAGAUUAAAGAACAUACUUGUAUAGGAUGUGCAUACAUACAUGAUGAUAGAUGAUUCCGUGCUGUACAUGGAAGGCUUGAUUUAUUUGUUUAAUUAUUAAGACAUGGAUGGAGUUUAAUUA